Messenger RNA from Fusarium oxysporum Fo47, 2833 nucleotides. RefSeq lists its product as uncharacterized. The record is from RefSeq and is a predicted model, not a curated record. Lineage: Eukaryota; Fungi; Ascomycota; Sordariomycetes; Hypocreales; Nectriaceae. Bases 215 to 2386 code for a protein of 723 amino acids. The transcript is spliced from 2 exons.
CCCGUUGUUAUGGAGCUUGGACCAUGUAAACAAACCGCAAGCCCCCACCACUCACAACGUUGGAAUUCACGCGCCAUCUGGAUCGAGAGAGAUUUGACAUCAUACCAGAGACCCCCAAAGACAUCACCCACGAGGAUCACGACCCUUAAUUAUUGAAAUUACCUGCCCAGUACUUGCAUAACUUGGAGUCUUAACCACAUUCUUAUCACACGCAAUGUCUCCUCCGCGCCGUCGCUCGGCCCGGUUGGCCUCUGGUACUACCCCUAAGAAACCUGCAACAUCCAACUUGACUUCUGUCGUUGAAGAUGCCGAGUCGCCUGAACGACUUCCCCAGCUGAAGAGUCACAGCAAAGCGAAAGGCAAAAACAAUGCCGCUCCAUCUUCACCAGCGCCUGCGCCUUCGACGCCAGCGUCAUCGGCCAUGAAGCCCCCCCAUGAAGAAAUGCACCCAAGCAAAGCCCAUCACAAUAUGGGGGAACCCUCCUCCGCCAUGAGGCUGGGCUUCACAGAUAUCAAGGACACCAGCCGACCUGGCGUUCCGCCUGACACACCGUCCAAGAUUGGGGCUCCUGCUUCCGAUUUCACGUUCCGAUUUACGCGCGACACUACCGAUUCCACCCUCAGCGGUGAUGCGCAACGUCUUAUGGAGGAGCUCCGCGGACAGGCUGCCAAGAUCAAGGCUGAUAUGAUCGCAAAGCGUGAUGCAGAGAGUGCUGAAGAAGAUGCUCUUGGCCGCAAGAUUGCUAAACCCAAGGGCAAGACAAGUCGUUAUAGCGCGGCGCAUAUGGCGGAGUUCAAGAAGAUGGACUCUAUCGAGAACCAUGCGUCUGCUUGGAGAGCUCAAAACGGGCGCUUCCAGCCUGUUGUUCAGUCACUGAAGCGCACACCUUCAAAGGCUAACCUGGAAACGACACCAACUUCUUCUCCUGAUAAGUCUGGUCUGAAGCGAUCGCCCUCGAAGGCCGAACUAGAUGUUCCUACGCCAUCAACGCCCCGCAUUACACAGAGCCUGAAGCGCAAGUCGUCACGUGCUAACCUUGAGGAAUACCAACAAUCGCCUUCGCCCAAGAAGUCCACUAUGCCUCCGUCCAACAUCCCUACCGCCAUUCCCGCAUCCUCCAAGAAGGCACAGUUGUUCCCUAAUGUACACCAACGUGUUCCUUCGAAGAGGCUCAAGCAGCGAAUGGAGGAUGACGCGACAACAAAUCGACCUCCAUCACGCGAUGACUCCUCGAUUCCUCGACCCAAGUCUAGUGGAAGUGGGUCAACCAAGUUGCCUGCCUCAAGCUUAAGUCUGGCACGGCUCAUGAGCCCUACGAAGGCGUCUCUUGCUCACACAGGCAAACCGACCAUUUCUCUCAUCAAGUCUCCUUCCAAGGUCGACCUGAAGAGUGGUCUGCCAAAAUCCACCAGUACUUCUCACCUCAUGCCUGGCAAGCCGACCACGCCUAGAUCUCGAGUCAUUAGCCCGGGCCGCUUCGAUAGAGUCAAGUCGAUUUUGCGCGGAAACCGAACACCUUCUGGCAAUGUUCAAACUGCGAUCCCACAGCCCAUGGUCUCUCAGACACCUGCUCCACCUAAGGCCGAUAAGGACAAGGCUUUGCCUCCUCUUCCGUUGACUACUCCUCGACGAAAGGUAACAAAGCACGUCGCUUUCACCCCAGAGGUCACGCGCAUUGCAUUUGAGCAGAACUCACCUUCCCCACAGAAGUCUUGUCUCAAGACUCAGUCAACACGAACUUUGGCGGACGAGCAGUUUCAAGGCAUUGAUGGAACACUUGCGAAGGCGGAUUCUGAUGAUGUUGUAUACCCUGAUCUCAGUGGCUUUAGACCCCUGCCCGAGCCUCCCAGCAAACAGAAGGAUAAUGCACCUGCAUCUGUCCCUGGCAAGUUCACAUUCCGCAGUGAUCAUACGAUCGAGUUUGGCGACGUUCCCGUGCUAGGCUUUGGAGCGUCCCCUGGCCAGUCGAGUGUUCGCCAAGUCCGACAGUCACUUAAGCCUAAUGCGAAGAUGCCCGGUAGCUUCCCUGGUCCUACUUCCCCGAUUGGCCUCAACAAGGAGAACAAGGAACCUGGCUCGGCUAAGAUUCUGGUUGGAGCGCCUCAUGGCAUGUCCAACAAAAAGCGACACCGAACCAGUUGGGACGAGGAAGAAGAGGAGCAGAAGAGUGCCGAGCGUGCAGCCAAGAAGCGUAAGGCUGAGCACGUCCCUGAAGGUGAAGCCCUUCUUGCUCCUCGUCUUGUUGGCGGCACCCCCAGCGCAAAGAAGGUCCGGUUUGGUAGUGCGACUCCGCGUACCCCUGCUUCUGCCAGCCCUACCAAGAAGCGCGCAGUCCUCAGCUUGAGCCGGCUUAACAUGCUUGCUCGUCCUAAGAAUCGAGCUUAGGUUUCCACACGGUUGGAAUCCACCGAAGUGCAGCUAUAGCUGCGAAUUUUUGAAAAUUGAAUGUAUAAUACGACCUUAUGUGUCUGUCGUAUUCUGGAGAUUGUCACGACAGAUGUUAUAGAGUCACUGUUAUUUGCUUCGUCCUGUAGCAUGUUGGUCACUCGAUUCUGCUGACACCCAGAGCUUGACACAAGAAGCUAAUGAUGAAGCGUACUUUGAUUAAGCUGGAGUUUCGAGAUUGUUUUUACCUGGCUUUUUAUGUUGACAAAGUCAAUGACAUGCUGUUUUUACCACACAAGACAAAGGAUUUGGGUCACUCAAGGAUUAGGGGUUUACGGGGCGUUAUGGCAAAAUGCAUCAGGUUCUGAGAUUAAAAUUCAGAUGAGAUAGUUCAUCAUUGUAUUUGAUUGUAUAGGGUUGUGUAUAAAUUUCACACGUAUCUCUCCC